AGAUCAACACCAACCACCAACAGCAGCUCCAGCCAAUCCUUCAGGGCUCCGACAUCAACUGCGAAAUGGCGAGUGCACUGAGAUCCUGGACUGUGCCGCUGGCUCUUGCUCUGUGCGUUAUAGUGUGUCUCAGCAGCCUGGCUGAAGCGUAUCCACCCAAACCUGAACCUCCAGCGGGAGACGUGGGUCCGGAGGAGAUGGCCAAGUACCACACCGCUCUAAGACACUACAUCAACCUCAUCACACGACAGAGAUAUGGGAAGCGAUCCACCCCUGAAGCCGCUGUGGCUGAACUGCUGUUUGGCGAUGAUGAACAGGACAUCCGGCCUCGUGUUGAAGACUUGUUAUGGUGAUUUGACUCCUCUCUCCUCCUCUGGCUGGUGCAUUGGCUUUCUUCACCCAUCCAUGAUAAUGAUAAUAAAUGAGUUUACUGAACAGCAGAAACCAGCAUGAGCCAAACCCUCAUCAAAAUGAGGCUCCAAAAACACCUCAUGAUCUGUACAUCUCUCUCAGCCUCCUCCUUUCUCUUAUGUUCUCUCUCUCCCUCUCUCUCUCUCUCUCUCUCUCUCUCUCUCUCUCAUGGUUUAAUUUAUGCUAUGUGAAAGACAAUUGUAAAUAAUUUAUUAUUCGCUGACAAAAUUGACUAUAAUAAAAAUGACUGAAUGUUGAA
Messenger RNA from Danio rerio (zebrafish), 670 nucleotides. RefSeq names its product peptide YYb (gene pyyb). Gene Ontology annotation, cellular component: extracellular region. NCBI's taxonomy places the organism in Eukaryota, Metazoa, Chordata, Actinopteri, Cypriniformes, Danionidae. Gene Ontology annotation, molecular function: hormone activity. The record is from RefSeq and is marked validated.